Messenger RNA from Paraglomus brasilianum, 300 nucleotides. The record is from the annotation of a GenBank genome assembly. NCBI's taxonomy places the organism in Eukaryota, Fungi, Glomeromycota, Glomeromycetes, Paraglomerales, Paraglomeraceae.
CAAAGGACCGGCCGAUGGUGGUAUUGACUUAUUCGUAGCCCAUAAAGGACCCCAAUUCAUCUUGAAUCUGAGAGGGGCACUUGAGGAUUUCCUUCCAGGAGUUGUAGGUGUCUUGGUGGCCGAAUAUUUCACCAAAGAUACCUAUGCUUCUGCGGAAGCGUCAAAUUCCGAUAUUAUUCUCGCCCAUAAGGGGAAUCUUAUCGAAAAAAUGAGGAAAUACCAACCUCAAAAUAAAAUGGUAAUUGCUUCACGGGAUAUGGAAGAAAAUAUUGAAAAUUUAGAUGUUAAAGUUGCUGAGAG